Molecule: messenger RNA, 425 nt
Organism: Nicotiana attenuata
Lineage: Eukaryota; Viridiplantae; Streptophyta; Magnoliopsida; Solanales; Solanaceae
Exons: 4
Coding region: 111-425 (104 amino acids)
Source: RefSeq, a predicted model, not a curated record
UCAAAAAUCUUAGUUUUAGCAGCUCCCUUUACACAAUUGCAUCAAUAAAUCAAGCUUUGAAUCGCAAUUGGCUCUGGAUGACGCUUUAGCUAGAUCAUUGCAGUUAGGGGAUGAUUUUGAGGAUUUCUGUAGAGAUGAGCUUAAUUCUACUGUGGCUGGUAUAUUGGCAAGGUUUUUCUAUGGAUGUGCAUAAGAUUGUGCAAGUGGAUCUCAAAUUUCCUACCAAAGCAAUUGUCUCAGCAGUUGCCAAGGACUUCAUUGAUGCUUGUAAGGAUUCUACUCUGGAAAAGGUACUUGGGCAUACUUGGAUUGUGCAGAAUGCAGAUCCUUCAGGUGUUCAACUAUUCGUUCUCCCAGAGAACCUUAUAGGAGUUUUGCUCUUUUAUAGUAAGCGCAUAGCUGAAAAAGCUUGGUUGAGCUUUUAA